Aspergillus melleus is the source of this 1908-nucleotide messenger RNA. RefSeq lists its product as uncharacterized. The record is from RefSeq and is a predicted model, not a curated record. The transcript has a single exon. Bases 1 to 1908 code for a protein of 635 amino acids. Lineage: Eukaryota; Fungi; Ascomycota; Eurotiomycetes; Eurotiales; Aspergillaceae.
AUGCGAUUACACUACGAUCCAAUUCUUCCAUUGCACGCGCGAUUGCGGAAAGAGCGGGCGCGUGUCCCCACGCCAGUGCAACUAGAUGGCAAGCUCUACGAUGUGAUGGGCGUGAGCCCCGAAAACGCACUGGUGCUGCGUGAUCAGCGCGCCGUCCACCAGGAUAUGCGCAUUGAGGAAUUUGCCGGCCGCCCGGCGAUUCUCGAUGGUAUUCGCUGGCGCGUAGUAUCGCUAGAAGUUGCACCGAACAUGUUCGACACGACGCUACAAUUGGUUGACCCGCGGGAUCCGCCAUCAAUGGUCACGGUGGCCGGUGCCGACCUGACACACGUGCAGUUUCCCAGCGAGAAUGGCUUGCAUAUGCUGGGCCCGUUGAAGCAUGGGAUCAUACGUAUGGCCUCGAUGAUACCCCGGACUGAGGUGCGACGACCGCUCCGUCAGGGCGAGCAGUUCGAGGCUCGUCUUCGUGGCCGUGAGCUUGAUGGUCCGUACAUGAUUAGAGUGGGAGAUGGAGGCCAGCUGAUGGCAACCGGCAUAUCCUACAACGGUUCCGAGCAGAGAAUUGUAAUCGAACCGGCCCAAGUCGCACCCCGCUAUGAGACUGUCAUGUCCCUUGAUUUCGGUGCCACCUUCGAUGUUGACGCUUUCUUGUUCCGAGAAGACGAGCUCCGCGGCCAGGCAACCAUUGGUGGGCCAAGAAGGAAGAGUGGGUGUUCGCUGGAUCCGCUACUGGGCAGCCUGCCCUCUGGCACAGUUCCACUACUGACUAAUGGUGCUGAGCAUCUCGCCGUGUUUGAGCAGUUCAUUCGAGACCAUGCGCAGCCUGAGGGGAACGUGCAUUUCCGGAAUGGUGUCGAUUGCAUACCACGCAAGCUAACUGUAUUCAAUCUCUCAGUGAGCAGCCAAGGCGAUGCUCGCAGCGUUCUCCAUGCGCUGGUUGACUUCCGAUCUCAGAAUCCAGAUGCUGAGAUGGCAAUUGUUGCAUCUAAGCUCGGACCGACCCAGUUCCAGGAAUCACCAGAGUACCACAAGUAUCUGAAGGUGCUCACCGACAACCGUAUCCAUGUGAAUAUGUUCACUACCCCUGCUAGCGGAACACGCCAGGUAAUGCAUGCUAAAGGUAUCAUCAUCGACACCCAUGUGAUAUUCAGUACAGGUGCUGUUAUGGACACACGGCCCAUCGACAAAGCAGAUUUCUCAAUCAAACUACCCUCAGCGGCUGCCGAGGCAUUCCAGCGUUACGCAGACGAGGCCAUUCAUCAUGAUGCGACUGAAGAGCGCCGGGCCGAGCUCGCCUCGGAGCUGGCGAGUCUCGGAGUGGUGAUCAACGACCCAGUCGCAGGUCUCACGUAUAUCAGCCGCGCCCAGGAUGCAUUGAUCCGUGGCGCUUCGAGUCAGCUGAUAGUCAGCAUUUCCGAGCUUGUAGAUCCCAGGAUGACACAGACACUCAUAGAUCGCGUGGAGAAUGGUCUCGAUGUACAUAUACAGGUUCGGGAGGUCGACCCUACGUCCGCGCUGCUCCUCGCCGACGCAAUUUUGCAGUAUCCCGCAAACCUGCGAGUGGAGGACACGAGUUGGUGGGAGCCGCGCCCGCAUUUUAACGCUAUCAUCGCUGACUGUGACGCUGCGUAUCUUGGCACCUCGUACCUAUGGCCCACACAGUGUCAUAUGGUACACCAGGGCCGGUCGUUCGAGAACGGUGUGUUACUUCAGGGCGAUGCCACUACGAGCCUGCUCAUGCAGCUUGACCAGCUUCGUGUCAGUGUCUAUGGCAAUGAUAAUAUCUGCCCAGUGACCGUCGAUGAGGCGUUGGACUCGUGGAGGUGGCAGCGAGGCAUAGUCAGCCCUUGUAUGUUUCCAAGAUACACCAUCUGCCUAGAGGCAUGGCAUCACAAAUCGCCCGUUUGA